AUGUCUGACAAAGGCAAGUGUGCCACUGAUGUCGAGAACACCACUUCACCCGUAACCCAACAGACUUUUCCUGCGGAACCUUCAGGAAUAGUUGAUGCGAGUGAACCUAUUCACACGGAUGAUAAGAACAAGAGGGUUGACGCUCGUGGCGAUGCACCGCCAUCCGUGUGGCAAUCAUUUAGUGCAAAGAUGAAGCAUAUUGCAGGUACUGUUGUUCCAUAUGGUGGAUUAGUGUCAAGUGUUUUUAACCUUUGUUCAGUGUGCAUUGGUGCCGGUAUCCUUGGACUUCCUGCCGCGGCAAACCGCAGUGGGCUUGUGAUGGCAAUGUUGUAUUUGGUGGUUAUUGGUGGGUUGGGUGUUUUUUCCCUGCAUAUCCUGUCACUUGUGAUGGAGAAGACCGGUCUUCGCACGUUUGAGCACACCGCAAGAGGGGUUAUGGGGCGAAGGUUUGAGUAUUUUGUUGUUGUUAUUCGAUGGAUCAACUCGUUCGGUGCGACGGUUUCCUAUGUGAUUAGCGUCGGCCAUGUGUUGAAUCCCAUCAUAGAGAAAUCGUGCGGUGCUCCCGAGUUCCUGAGGACUCCGGGUGGGAUUCGUCUCCUGACUGCACUCACAUGGAUGGUUUUCAUGUUGCCACUCGUUUUACCGAAGAGGGUUAACUCGCUCCGCUAUGUUUCCGGUUUCGCAAUUAUUUUUGUCCUGUACUUCGUCUUCGCAAUUGUGAUUCAUGGAGCUCAAAGCGGACUCCCGAAGUUAACGAGUGAUGAAGAAGAUGGCGUGAAGUUGUUCAACACUGGAAACUCUGCUAUUGCGUCCGUUGGUGUUUUUAUGUUUGCAUAUGUUUGCCAGAUCAAUUGCUAUGAAGUUUACUGGGAGAUGAAGAAGCGCAGCUGUGCCAGGUUCACAGUGUACGCUGCCAUAUCCAUGGCGUUUUGCGGUAUUCUGUACGCACUCACUAUUUUGUUUGCGUAUGGUGAGUUUGGUGGUGCUAUCGACAACUCAAUUCUUCUCAUGUACAAUCCCAUCACGGAGGUGAUGAUGAUGAUAGGUUUCAUUGGCAUGGUGGUCAAACUUUGUGUUGCUUACGCCCUUCAAACAAUGGCGUUGCGGAACACAAUAUAUCAUGUUCUGGGCUGGGAAUUAGAGACGCUGCCUUAUUGGAAGCACUUUUCCUUCGUGAUUCCCCUUUCCCUCGUUGUGUUGCUGGCUGGCCUCUUCAUUCCUAACAUUAACACUGUGUUUGGUAUUGUGGGUGCUAUUUGUGGCGGGUUCCUCAGUUUCAUAUUCCCAUCGCUAUUCUACAUGUAUUCUGGCAAAUGGACUCGACGGAAUGUGGGCAACUUCCACUUUUUUGGAACCUACUUUCUUUUAUGUGCUGGCGUCGUGGGUCUCGUCUUCGGUACAGUCUCCGUCGUGUCGGAAAACAUUUUGGCGCUUAUCGCCAACAAGGUGGAAGUUGUUCGUGUGAGGGCGCCGGAAACUCAGUGCUGA
Molecule: messenger RNA, 1488 nt
Organism: Trypanosoma brucei brucei TREU927
Lineage: Eukaryota; Euglenozoa; Kinetoplastea; Trypanosomatida; Trypanosomatidae
Product: amino acid transporter, putative
Exons: 1
Coding region: 1-1488 (495 amino acids)
Biological process (GO): amino acid transmembrane transport
Molecular function (GO): amino acid transmembrane transporter activity
Source: RefSeq, a predicted model, not a curated record